Paramuricea clavata is the source of this 8288-nucleotide messenger RNA. The record is from the annotation of a GenBank genome assembly. Lineage: Eukaryota; Metazoa; Cnidaria; Anthozoa; Malacalcyonacea; Plexauridae.
AUGAAAGAUCUUGGCAAGAUCUUGACAAGAAUUUCAGACAAUCUUGGCAAGAUUUUGGCAAGUAUGGCAAGAUUGAAUAAUCUUGGCAAGAUAUUGGUAAUAUCUUGGCAAGAUCUUGCCAAGAUUAGUGUCUUGCCAAGACCUUGCCAUGACCUUCCAAGAUCAUGCAAGAUCUUACAAGAUCUUGCCAAGAUCUUCAACCUGGGAUGAUAUAGGCUUAACUUCUCUCCAUCCGGAAAAGGAAGAAGCGAAACAUGUCAAUAAAAAUGAGCUGAUUUAUACCUUUUUGUUAUUAAUGCUAAUUCACAAAAAGAAGGAAGACAUAGCCACAUCCUUUCUAUAGGUGAAGCCGGACAAACAGUGGUGUAAUGAAGAAAGACAGGGCCCUUAUUAUAUAGUGUAUUAUUUAAUACAUGUGUGUUAAGCUAGAUGAAACCAAAUUACACUGUCUAAUACCAAAUAGAGUAUAUACAAUAGUUAACAAAUAUACAACUAUAACUAAACAACAUUUGGCAAGGCUAGAUACCUAUUGACACCUAGGACAGUACAUAGUCAUGAGAUCACAAAACAUACAGCUUUACUGAGGUCACAGUAAAUAUGUGUGUUAAGCAUUAAAAGGGUCCUGAAGGGGGGGAGGGGUCCCAAUCCCAUUUCCCACCUGAAAUUUUGGCAAAAUCCCAGUCCCAGUUGGAUUUUUAUUAGAAAUCCCAGUCCGAGUUAUUGAAAUCCCAGUCAAUAAAAAACCCUUUAUUUAUCGGUAGAAUAAACAGUUUUAAGACCUUUUAAUUAAGCCACCAUGCGUGCAAGUGGCGGACACUUUAUGAAAUAUUGGGGGGGGGGGCUCAUGCCGAAGGCACGGAAAAUUUUUAAAAUUUGAAUCCCGGAAAUGGCAUUUGCAGUAUUCUGAGACCAGCCUGAUCGAGACACACAUAAUCAGAAAACCCAGAAUUCCGGGCUUCAGGGUAUGCCUGUUCGCAGGUAGUGCUGUGAAUAAUAUAGUUAACAACAAAAAUCAUGACCAAAGACACCAAAAACGGAUCAAAAUUGGGAAUCGACUCGCAUUACUUCAAUCCCAUUCCCAGUUUUGAGGACUUCAUUUCCCAUUCCCAGUGGCCAAAUCCCAGUCCCAACAACCCAAAUCCCAUUUUCCCAGUCUAAAAAUAGGUCAAUCCCAGUUCCCAUUUUACCCCUUCAGGGCCCUCCAUUAAGUAAGGAAAGAAAGAGGGGUUUGGAUCCUUCCAACUGAGAGGAUGCUCGCAUAUGCAUUGUUCAGAAUUUCCCCCUGACAGUAUAUAGACCAUGCAGCAACACUGUGAUAUAUAUUCAACUAUAUGUGCCCUCAACAUACACCCCCAACCUUAUUGAGUGAAAAUUAUUGAUGACUAAAUAGGCUGAAAAGUUUGGUAAUUCAUUUGUUCUUGAAAGCAAACUGAGUGAAGAUGUGAAAAAAGGCAUCAGUCAAGAGGUGAGUGAUCACAUGAUUUCGUUGAUUCUAUAGAUUUCAAGCAUUGACACAUCUCAUAUGAUAUAACACUUAUUAUUUUAAUAUUAUAUGAAACAUAUAGGUUGCAGGUGCCCCAUGGUGGCUGCCAGUCGAUGGAGCAACUUGGAAACACCCAGAAGGCCCAGGAUCAAAUAUAAGAACAAGGUAGGCCUACCAUAAAUUGUGAGAAUUCCAAUAAAUUUAGUGAUGCAUGCAUGCAUGGUUUCAAUUUUAAUCUUUUGCCAGGGGAUUAUGCUUUCAUGUAUGCAUCCAUAUAUUUGUUUGUGUAUUUGUUUAUCUGUGUUGUUUGUUUACUUAUUUGUUUGUAUGUCAGUUGUUGCGUAUGUCAGUUGUUGCGUAUGGCAGUGGGCCCAAAGGCUGGGGACAGAUCAAAUUGAGAUGAAUAAAUUGCGUAAUUUUCGGAGAAAAAAACUGGAUGAAACAAUUUGAUUUUAAAAUUUUGUUUAGACAACUAGACUAAGUACGUUUCGUUGCAGCAUCCGGCCUCAAAGCAACAUGAACGUACAUUACUGUAUGUCUAUACUAUAGUAUAUCCCGGAUUCCCGAAAUGUUGGUUGCUACGUGCAUGCAAGAUUCCCCUACGUUUAGGUUUUGAUGCAUAUGUAUUACCCCAUACCGUUAAAGCAUAUCUUACAUAUGGAUAAAUCAAUGUAUAGUAUAAUUGUUGAAGUAUUUCUGUGCCAACAAAGUAGCGAAUGUUUGAGAUAAUACCAAUACAGCGGUUUAAUUUUUUUUGCCAAAUGUGAAAUAUGAUAUUUCCAGCUUAAGUUUGAAUCGAGUAGAAUUCCUAAAUACUUAUAUACUUCUCUUGUUUAAUUCGGUUAUUUCUGAUCAAUAAUGAAAUCUCAUAGUUGGGUAUCCGCUGGGUUGGAUGAAAAAGCACAAAAUUUGUUUUAUCAAUAUUUAGGGAUAAUUUAUUAGCUGCCAGUCAAUCAAUGACUUUUUUCAGAUUUUCAUUUAUUAUUGAUUCCAGGUUAACAAGGCUUGCAUUAGCAUAGAAAAGAAUAGUAUCAUCUGCAAAUAUAUUAAAUUCAAAAGCCUUGCUACAAUUAUGAAAAUCGUUAAUAUAGGCUACAAUAAAAAAAGCAGUGGACCAAGAACAGAUCCUUGAGGAACCCCGCAUGUAAUUUCAGAUUCAUCAGAUUGAAUAUUGCCUAUUGAAACAAAUUGACAUAGCGCAUAUAAUUUUUCAAGAAGGAUUGCAUGAUUUACGGUAUCAAAUGCUUUAGAAAAAUCCAAAAAUAUUCCGCAGGCAUACCAUCUUUUUUCAAUUGCCUGUUGAAUACUAUCAGUUAUAGAAAGAGCUAAUUGUACUGUUGAACGCUUAGAACGAAACCCAAAUUGCUUAUUAUAUAGCAAUUUGUUCGAAUCAAUAAAACUUACAUUAGCUACUUCGGAAUUACAUUAGCUAUUUUAAACUGAUCAGGAACAAGACCAGUUGAGAAAGAAAUAUUGUAUAUUAUUUGAAGAGGAGUCGAUAAGCUUGACCUGACCUGGCUAUUUUUAGCAAAUCAAUUGGAAUACUAAAAGGACCUGUUGCUUUAGACGACUUGAGUUUGCUAAUUUCCAUCUCAAUUUCAUGUUUUGUGGUGGCAUACAUAAAAAAGCUAUUUAUCACAGACUCCCCCAUAGUACUGGAUGGUGUUGUAUUAGUAAUAGGUAUAGUAUCAGCUAAAUUCUUACCAACAUUUGAGAAAUGAUCAUUAAAAGCCUGACAUAUAUCUCUAGUAUUUGUUAUCAGUAGUGAAAGACCCCACUCUGGCGGAAUUUAUAAUCAGCUUGCAAAAUCUAUGACGUCACUUUGUUCAGCUAACAAUCUGGCGGAAUUUAAAAUGAGCUUGCAAAAUCUAUGACGUCACUUUGCUGGGCAAGCCUAGGCCAAAUGUGACAGGUAGCGCGACCAAUUAGCGCGGGCAAACCUGGGCCAAAUAUGACAGAUAACGCGAUCAAUUAGCAUCACAAUACAGUAACGCGAUCAAUUAGCGGCGCAACACAGUAACGCGAUCAAUUAGCGGCACAACACAGUAACGCGACCAAACAAAGUAAAGGUAUCAGAGAUUAUAAAUAUCGUGUUUCGAACACACAAUUCAUUUCUCACUGUUGCAUUUUGGCAAGUGUUCUCUGGUUUUCUCUAGUUUUCAAGUGUUGUCUGGUUCUCAAGUGUUCUCUGCUUUAGAUUGCGUUGGAUUGUUUUUAAAAUGGCUAAUUCGGUAAGUAAACGUAACGUUUUCAAUAUAAGCUUAUGAUAUUUUCAGAUUUAUGGGCUGCAUUUCUGACUAAUUUAUUUUCUAGAUUAAUAUGUUGGAUCUGAUCAAGGCUUGUGAGACCGAAAGUGUGCACUUUCUCCAGGAGUCUUUUAUGCUCACUGAUGAGCAAAAGGAAGCUGUUCUUCAACAGCGCAUUAUUUUCUGGACGAACACGAUGGCCGAAGAUAUUGCACGGGAGAAUCCAGUUGGAGUUGUUGAUGGCUUCAUGGAUAAUUGGACGUAUGAUCAACGGCGCCAGUUUAACGAAGACUGGGAAAACGACGAAGGUUUGUGCGAGCCCGAACAGUCAGAAAACCAAAUGGGUGAAGGGAACAAGCGAAAGCACGCCAGUGAUGACAUCCCCUUAAAACGCCAAAGACCAGAGGAGUAUUUCACUAUUAAAUCGGUGAAACAAGUCAACGUGAGGAAAUUCAGGGCGACAGGUACACAUUAAACUGUUUUUAUAUUUUUAGGCGUGUAUUUUUAAGCGUAACAUCAGGUACGUGUGGGAUAUAGAUUGUUUUAUUAUAGGAAACGUGUUUAUUGCUUGUGUGUACAUCUGGUCGCACAAAGAAUUGCUAUCCAACGCAUUAUUCGCAAGCUUUUUAUAAAUGGCCAUAACUCUCAAAUGAAGCUUUAGUAUUUACAAGGCUUAUGAUUGGAAUUGUAGCUAAAUUUUUCAAGUAUAGCACUAUCUAGCCUGAGUGUCAGUUAUUCGUCUGACACUCAGGCACUAUCCGGAAAAUACCGAUGUUCGUACAACCGGCCCCCGGCUUUUUUAGGUAUCCUUUUCUGGCAAAUUGUUCUAUAUUGCCGGGUAAUAAUGUUACAGUAAUCUAUACACUGAUUAUGCUCAAUUAUUGAUAGCUAUUUAAAGCCAUUUUCAUGAAAUUUCGAGUCUUUCUGAUUGCUAUUACUUGGUUAGUACAAUAAUGUAUUACGGUUUUUAGGUACAGACUACACUGUCCAAUUCAACCGGUUGGACGUGCACGGGGUGUCAAACGUCAUGUCGACGUUGAACCGCGCAUUUCAAUACUUAUUGACCGACUCACGACUGAUAUGACUCCUCACGAUCAAGUUCACUUGAUCCUAAACUCGCAUCAGCUGGACAAGUCCAUUUCCUUGCCUUUCCUUUCCUACAACGCGAUCGUCUAACCCAAGAACGUUUCCUGGCUGCUGUUGAACGUGUCGUGCAAUCCAAUGAUCAAUUUACUUUGGACGAUUCUGUCAGCGUCAACGUGGUCCAUGUCGAAAUGCCUAACGGUGCAGGUAGAAAACGACGUGAUGUUGUAAACCUCGAAAGUUUUCUCAGAAAAAAGGACUGUAUCGUUCAAAUCAAAAACAAAGAUGAUCUCUGUUGUGCCCGCGCGAUCAUAGUGGCCAAAGCAAAGCUGGACAAAGAUCCAAAGUAUAAGAGUAUUGUUGAUCACCGUGGAAAAGUACAAGGUCGUUUAGCUCGAGAACUCCAUGAAUCAGCGGGUGUUCCUCUUGGUUCCUGUGGUAUCGCAGAAGUAAAAAAGUUCCAGGCAGCUCUUCCUGGUUAUCACCUGAACGUGAUCUCCAGGGAACAUUUAAACGCUAUGAUUUAUUCCGGUCCUGAAGCAGACAAGUGUUUAUACCUGUACCACCACGACAACCAUUACGAUGUCAUCACCAGCAUGCCUGCCUUUCUCGCCCGUAAGCAGUAUUGUCAUAAGUGCAAGAAAGGCUUCGACAAAAUCACCAGUCACCCGUGUGGCGAUCUGUGCAAGCUGUGUCAUACCCAGAACUGUUCCCUUGUUGAAUGGAAAUUUUUCAAAGACUGUAACCGUUUCUUUAAGAGUGACGAAUGCUUCAACCGCCAUAAAGAUGACUCCGGUCCUGCCAAAUCCCUGUGUCGUGCUUUGGUGAAAUGCAAGAAAUGCAAGCGUGUUGUUACUCGUGCCAGUCUUCGUGAUCAUCAUUGUGGCAAAGUCAGAUGUUCCACCUGUCAAAAAUACGUCAAGCCUGAAAACCACCAAUGUUAUCUUCAACCUGUAAAGGCGAAGAAGGCACGAUCAGCUGAAGGAGGAAACGAAUUCCUAGAUGAUGAUGUGGCUGUGGAUAAUGACGUGGACUGGAAGACACCAAAAACCUGAUGUUCUUCGACUUUGAAUGUACGCAGGAUGAUGGUAAACACGUCCCCAAUCUGUGCGUAGUCCAGAACGAAAGCGUUGACGAGAAAGUCUUUUCUGGCCCAAACACUAAAGACGAGUUCUGCACGUGGGUAUUUCAACAGGAAAACGCCAGCACGACGUUUGUCGCGCAUAACUUCCAGGCCUACGACGGAUACUUCAUCCUUCAAUACCUCUACAAGAAUGGUAUCACACCUGAGAAUAUUACUCUUGGCGCAAAAAUCCUUUCUCUCACCGUGUCAGAGAUGAACAUUAAAUUCAUCGAUUCCCUUUGCUUCAUCCCAAUGAAACUCGCCGCCUUCCCGAAAACGUUUGGUCUUAGAGAGCUUCAGAAAGGUUACUUCCCUCAUUUCUUUAACCGUGCUGAGAAUCAAGACUACGUGGAGCCAAUGCCUAAAGCCAAGUUAUACGAUCCUGAUGGCAUGAGCACCGAUGACCGCGAAAAGUUUUAUACAUGUUACAACGAGCAAGUCGAGCGCCAGUACCAGUUCGACUUUCAAGCCGAAAUUCUGCGAUACUGUCAGUCUGAUGUGGACAUUUUGCGUCGUUGUUGUCUCGAGUUCCGCGAACUUUUCAGCCAAAUCACAGAUGUUGACCCUUUCGCCUCUUGUCUCACCAUUGCCUCUUCUUGUAAUCUCGUUUUCCGUAAAACGUUCCUCCAGGAGAACACCAUCGCCGUCAUUCCUCCUUGCGGAUACAAGCCUGAAAACAAACAGUCCGUCAUUGCCUUGAAGAUGCUGGCCUGGGUCGCUCAACGCGAUAAUAUUGCCAUUCGCCACGCCUGCAAUCAUGGAGAGCAGCGCAUUGGCAAGUACCUUGUCGAUGGCUUCAACGUUGAGACGAACACUGUUUGGGAAGUUCAAGGGUGCCUGUGGCAUGGAUGCGAAAGGUGUUACGCCAGAGAUACCGUGAAUCCGAUCAACCUUAUGACCAUGCAAGAUCUUAAGCAGCGAACCCUAGCGAAAAUACAAUUCCUAAAGGACAACAGAUACAACGUCGUAGAGAUUUGGACGUAUGACAUUGAGCGUCAACUUGCUACCGAACCCGAGAUGAAUGAUUUCUUCGACAAUUUUGAAAUAUCUGAGCCUCUGGAACCUCGCCAUGCGUUCUUUGGUGGUCGUACAAACGCCGCACGCCUUUACUACGACAUCCAGCCAGAAGAGAAGAUCCGCUACGUGGAUUUCUGCAGCCUCUAUCCAUGGUAUGUAUCUUGUUAAAAACUUUUAACUCAAACGUACUUGUCGUUAACCUUCUUAAGCAAUUUUUAGGUGUAACAAAUACGGCGAGUAUCCAAUUGGCCAUCCCGAGAUUAUUACUGAGAACUUUCAAUCUAUCAGUGAGUACUUCGGUUUGGUGAAAUGUUCUGUGCUUCCUCCUCGUGCCCUAUACCACCCCGUCCUCCCUUACCGUACUCAGGGUAAAUUGAUGUUCCCGUUAUGUCGUACCUGUGCCGAUAACCUUCAGCAAGAGCCCUGCCAUCACAGUGAUGCCGAGCGAACACUUCAUGGGACGUGGGUGACUUUGGAGCUCGAGAAAGCACUAGAGAAAGGCUACAAACUGGUGAGAGUCGACGAAGUUUGGCACUUUCCCGAGCACACGGAUGGACUGUUUAAGGACUAUAUUGAUACGUUCCUCAAAAUCAAGCAAGAGGUAUGGUUUCAUAACAUGUGUGACACUAUCACACAUCAUUAGUUUAUUAUUAUUUUCUCUUUUCCAGGCGAGUGGCUUUCCUCCGGAAUGUGACACCGACAAGAAGAAGGGGCAGUACAUCGCUGACUACGCCGCAAAAGAAGGUAUUCAGUUGGACCCAAGACAGAUUGUCAAGAAUCCUCGUCUGAGGGCGUUGGCCAAGCUCAUGUUGAAUUCUUUUGGGGUAGGUGCAAUGGCAAAUUGUCCACUAACAGUACUUGUUUUUCCUAGGGAAAUUCAGUAAACAAGUAUAUGUUAAAAACCUAUAAUUUCUUGUAGGAAAGUUUGCGCAACGGCCCAACAUGACCAAGGUCAAAAUCAUAUCAGAUGAUUUGACCUUUGACCUCCUAUCCAGCGACCAGAUUAACGUCACCGACGCGAACUUCAUCAACGACGAGCUCAUCGAAGUCCACUUUGAAAACGUCGACGAAUUCGUGGAAGCCGAUGGAAAGACAAAUUUGGUCAUCGCCGCGUUCACUACAGCCCAAGCUCUAUGGUGUCCUGGAGCAAUUAAAUCGCCGAGUCUUGUAUUUUGACACAGAUUCAGUGAUCUAUGUUUCAAAAGAAGGCGAAUGGGAGCCGCCGACGGGAUCCUGUCUUGGUGAACUAACAGAUGAAUUGGAUGGAGCUCACAUUACCACCUUUGUGUCUGGAGGUCCUAAAAACUACGCCUAUGAGACGAGCACAGACAAAACA